Messenger RNA from Polyodon spathula (Mississippi paddlefish), 1461 nucleotides. RefSeq names its product ankyrin repeat domain-containing protein 34A-like. The record is from RefSeq and is a predicted model, not a curated record. The coding region runs from base 1 to 1461 and encodes 486 amino acids. Gene Ontology annotation, molecular function: protein binding. NCBI's taxonomy places the organism in Eukaryota, Metazoa, Chordata, Actinopteri, Acipenseriformes, Polyodontidae. The transcript is spliced from 2 exons.
AUGGCAGAGCCGCAGGGGCUCCUCGCGGACCAGAGCCCCCUGAUCAAAGCCGCCUGGCAGGGCAAGCUGCGUCUGGUCAGGCUGCUGGUGGAAGGGGGAGCCCAGGUGAACGAGCGCAACGAGAAAGGGGAGACGGCGCUGAUGGUGGCCUGCAGAGCCAGACAGAAGGAGCAACCCAACGGGAGUAGCAGGGAGAAGCUGGUGAAGUACCUGCUGGAGCAGGGAGCCGACCCGCAGGUCCAGGACAAGGUGGGGCGCACCGCUCUGAUGCACUGCUGCCUGGAGAGGGCCGGGCCGGAGGUGGCUGCACUGCUGCUGGGCGCCGGGGGCGACCCCGGACUGGAGGACUAUGCCGGGGCCUCCGCCCUCGUCCACGCCCUCAACGCCGGGGAUAAGGACACACUGCGGGAGCUGCUGGACGCCUGCAGGGACAGCGGCCGUGAUGUCCUCAUCAUCUCCAAGGACCUGAGCCCCUCUGGACGGCCCGUCACCAGGCAGUACCUGAACGUGCCCCCCUCCCCCGUCCCAGAAAGGAGCGCCUCCCCCAUGUCCUGCAUGUCCCCCUCCGACAUUGAGCUCAAGACGGGGUCCCCCGGGUCCGAGACAGAAGGGGAGGGUGGCGGGGGGAUCAUCUUCAAUUUCAAGGGGAUGUCACCAAUGUCCUCGCCGCCGCUAGAGAAGCCCAAAACCAGGUCACCACAUCCCCACCUCCUGCGCCUCAGAUCGGAGCCCUGGCUGGCCAUCCACAACCUGUGGGAGCUCCGCAGCUCCUCUGAGGAGAGCUUGAGGCAGGGGGGGCUGGAGGAGGAGCAGCAGCAGCAGGGCCCAGCCCCCUGGCUCUCUGGCAUGCCUGCACCGCGGAGGGCUUCUCUCAGCAGGAUCCACAGCAUGGACUCGGCUGACGGCCCUCGGGCUCCAAAGGGGCUGCUGGGGAGGGUGUCCCGGAAACCCUCCUCCUUCGAGAAGCUGCCUUCCUCACUGGCCCUGAGCUGCAGAAACACCCUCCCCACCGUGCAGAACCAGGUCCUGCUCCAGCUGCCCCCCCUGACAGCGCAGCAGCCAUGCUGCUCCGACUCCCACCUCCCCACCCCCUCCUCCGUCCCAGGAGAGGCCGAGGCUCACAGGCCGAGUAGGAGGGCUCCCCAGGCAGCCCAUUCCGUCCAGCGCCUGCUCUCCAUCUCCAUAGAGUCUAUAGAUGGGGCUCCGGGGCUGGACUUGCCAGGGAAGAGGAGGCAGGAGCAGGCCCGCCCAGGCUUCCUCCCUCCCCUCCUCCAGCAGCUCCUCUCUCCAGAUGGGGUGCUCCAGCGCAGUUACAGCUGGAUAUUUGCAGGUGGUAUGAACAGCAUUCCCCAUGCUGCGAAUCACUGGUGCGUCUCCAAGAACAUCCCCCUGUCACGCAGGAAGGGCAGCUCUCACUUUGCUGGACUUUAUAAGAAGCUGGAACCCUGCAUGCGGUAUUAG